Molecule: messenger RNA, 3237 nt
Organism: Corylus avellana
Lineage: Eukaryota; Viridiplantae; Streptophyta; Magnoliopsida; Fagales; Betulaceae
Biological process (GO): SCF-dependent proteasomal ubiquitin-dependent protein catabolic process
Cellular component (GO): SCF ubiquitin ligase complex
Source: RefSeq, a predicted model, not a curated record
UAUAUUAUAUACUCUGGCGGGAAAUCGCAACCAUCCCAGUCAGCUUCCACCAGAAGUUUCUCUCCCAAACCUCGAAGCCGAAACCUAACCUUUCAACUUCUUCGUUCUAUCUCUCCACUCUCCAAACCCAGUGAUCUCUCUCCCUCUGGGACUCUGAGUGUGAUCGUGACAAAUGACGGUUUUGAGGUCUCGGGAAAUAGUCCCAACGAAACCCACACCGAAAACGCCGAAAGCGGCGUUCAAAAUCGAGCCUUCCACGCCCAGCCGAACGGACGGGCCCUCCAUUCUCCAGUCUCCCACUCCACCAAUGUCAUCCAGCCCAAACCCGGAUCCGAACACGACCCCGGUCUCUUCUGGGUUGGGCUCCGAUUCGGUAUCCAUUUACGGGGUUAACCGGCGGCGGAGUCUCCGUCUCUCUUCGAAAUCGGAUUCCGGCGAAGGAUCGGGUUCGAAUCCGGCCCACGACUGCAAGAGGAAGAGUGUCUCCGGCGAGAGAGGCGCGUGCUUGAAUGGGAAUAGGGUGGAAGGAGAGAGUGCGGAGGAAACUGGUGGUGGGCUCUUGAGUUUGGCUGGAAAUGGAGAAAUGAGUUCUGAUGUGAUCGAGAAGAGGGUUAGGGUUCUGGACCGGGUUUGUGGAUUAAGUGGAAAUGGGUCGGGUUCGGAAGAAGAGAAGGAUUCGAGGGGUUUUGGUGAAGUUGGGUUAGGUUCAAAAUCGGCCAAAGGGAAGAAGAGGAAAUUGGGUUUUGACGUCAAUUUAGGUUUGGAAUGUGCAAGGGAGGAUGGAGAGGGCAAAGGGUAUCGGAAUUUGCGGUCUGGGAAGAGACUUGCAAAGAGAGGUAUCAAUGGUGUUGGGACUAGUGCCGUUGAUGACAAGCUGGUUGAUGAAAGAGAAAGCCAAGAAGAGGAAGAAGAAAAAGAAAAGCACAAUGGAGAAUUGGGGAGAGAACUAAUUGGUAUCGGGAUUAAGAGAGAGGGGAAGGGUAAGGGGAGGCUGGUCCAUGAUGAUUUAGUGUCAACUGCUUUAAAAGUGGUGGACCCCAAAGCGGAUAAUGCGAGUGGCAAUGUAGUUGAGAAUGAGGGUUAUAAGUCGGUUAAUGAGAGACGAGCUGGUGAAGGUAAUGAAAAGGGGAAGAGAAAGUUGGGUGGUGCUAAUGAUGGGGGUGUUGUCAUUGAGAAAGGUGUUGUUAAGGGCAGAAGGAGAUUUAGCAGAGAAGAAAAAGGGAAGGGCGUGGUUCUUGAUGGUUCUUUGUUACCGAAUGGUGAAGGGGAGGGCCUUGUGUCUAAAGAGAAGAAUUCUGUUGAAGAUGUGGUUUCGGGUGCCGUCCAUUCGGGGGAUAAUGUAGCAUCACAGGUGGAAACGGAAGUUGGGCAGGCUAAUGCAAGAGAGGAUCAAUCAACCAGGAGGGAUUACAUGGAACGGUUUCGAGAGAUAGCAAGGGAAAAUGCUUCUCGAUUUGCUCUUUUUACUCAUAUAGGUGAAGGGGAGGACCUUGUGUCUUCUGAGGCUGAAGCUGAACCGGAAUUUGAAGAUUGGCCGGGUCCCUUCUCCACUGCUAUGAAGAUCAUUAAAGAUCGAGCAACUAAGAAUCAGCGAGUGGGGAGUUCAUACUUAGACAAGAGCAAAGCUGCAUCAGUUACAUGGGUUCCGAGAGAUAGCCAGAAUCGCCCAAAGCGGCCGGUUCCCUCACUGAAAGAACUGUCCUUGAAAAUUCUUGCCAAGAAUGCUGACGAAAUUAAAUCACUUGAAAAUAUUCCGGAUGCUUUGAAGCACAAGCUAAGUCAUUUGCUUUGUGAUUCUCGGAGAAUGAAUAAUCAUUCUUUUGAGCUUCUCGUUCAUGGAUCACCUAGAGAGGUUCGCUUGAGGGAUUGUUCAUGGCUGACCGAAGAACAGUUUACAAAAUCUUUUCAGAAUUGUGACACCAGCAAUCUAAUGGUACUGCAACUUGACCAGUGUGGACGCUGCAUGUCAGAUUAUAUGUUACUUUCUACCUUAGCUCGGUCAUCAAAUAGCUUGCCUGCAUUAACUGCUUUAUCCCUCAGUGGUGCGUGCCGUCUUACAGAUGUUGGGCUAGGGAAACUUGUUUCUUCUGCCCCUGCAUUAAGAUCUUUAAAUCUCAGUCAGUGUUCCCUCCUCACAUCCUCCAGUAUUGACACUUUAGCCGACUCAUUGGGAUCAAUUCUGAGGGAAUUGUAUCUUACUGAUUGUCAAAGCAUUGAUGCUAUGCUUAUCCUGCCAGCAUUGAAGAAGCUUGAACAAUUACAAGUAUUAUCAUUAGCGGGUAUUCAAAAUGUUUGUGAUGAUUUUCUCAGGGAGUUUAUCGCUGCUCGUGGCCACAAUAUGAAGGAGCUUGUUUUGACUGAUUGUGUAAAACUGACAGACUCUUCCUUGAAAGCCAUCGCUGAAAACUGUCCGGGGUUAUGUGCAAUUAAUCUCGAGAACUUGUGCAAAUUGACAGAUUCUGCUAUAGGAUAUCUUGCAAAUGGCUGUCGAGCAAUUCAAACAUUAAAACUCUGCCGCAAUGCAUUCAGUGAUGAAGCCAUUGCUGCCUUCUUGGAAACCUCUGGAGAGUGUUUGAAAGAACUUUCGCUGAAUAAUGUCAAGAAGGUUGGCCGCAACACAGCCCUAUCACUUGCCAAACGUUCAACAAGGUUGCAUACUCUAGAUCUAUCCUGGUGUCGGAAUAUGUCAGAUGAGGCUGUGGGUUUGAUUGUAGACAACUGCUUAUCACUGAGGGUGCUCAAACUAUUUGGAUGCACUCAGAUUACGAAUGUUUUUCUAGAUGGUCACUCGAAUCCAGAUGUGCAAAUUGUUGGCUUGAGGAUGUCUCCAGUAUUGGAACGUGUCAAGGUGCCUCAUUAUGAAGUAGAAGGUCCAUUGCGUUAUUCAUUGGUGUCUUCUCCAAUUUGAUCUCUGUUUGGAUAAUCAGACAUAAUAUUACAAUUAACAUCAUACGGCAGCUAGGAAUAACAAAUAGAAUACAACCAGUUACUCAAAAUUUUCAAUAUCUAAUGACUUGGAAAAUCCCUCUCAUCCCAAAGCUUUCUUUUUGCCCUGUGUCCCUAUAUAAACCAGUCACUUGCUUUUUAAAUUGAAAGCAGUGUAACUAAAUUGUACUGCAAAUAUUUUGUAAGCAUAAACAAAUGAUUCGAGUAAGAUGCUUUUGUUUAGCGAUUCCCGUGGAACUCAAUGACAUGAAGUAUGAUUGGAGAUUUUUCAAAUAGAUUGUGUUAAACUUU